UCCGAUACGUUAACGUUGUCACAUGAUUACGUGCCAUCGAUUCUAAGGAAGGAAAGAAGUCGUCUCGAAAAUGUUGGCCGUGUGUGCUAUAUUGCUCCUCGUUGGAACGUGUACUUGUGCAUCUGAUGUACCUGUACUAAUAUGGUCCCAAAACAGUCGUAUGAGCCACAUACCUCAGGUCAACCUUGGGAACACGGUUAAAGCCGCGGAAUUCUCUCAGAACUAUCUGAAACCUUUGACAUCACAGAAAGAUGGAAACUUGGUGGUUUUCCUUCAGGAGAAGUUAAGCCUCCAAGACUUUACUAAGUAUGCCGAUGUUUACAAUUCAUUCAGUGAUGGCGGAGCAUUUAAAAAUGUUAAGGCCCUCAUGGAUGAGAACUUCUCGGUCCACCUACCAGCAGUCAGAUCACCAGUCACUUCUCUCAGCACACUGAAGAAGACAUUUGAGGGCAAAGUUCAUGAGGUCACGACCCCAGCAGAUAUUGAUGACCUUGACCUUGGGUCAGGAGUCAUGAACUUGAUCAUCGUUAACUUGACUCCAGGCAAAGAUGUCAAGUCUGAGGAAGACUCUCUUGCACACAAUGAUGGUCAAAUUGGAGAUGUGGUACAGAGGCUGAACAAGAGGGAGAUCAAGUACACAGCCUUAUACACGGCAAAGACAGCAACACAGACUCCCAAGGAAUUCGCUGGUGUGAAGCGCCACCUUCUGGCAGCCGACACAGUUACUGAUGUCAACAAUGGAACUUUUCUUAAUGCGACCUGCAUGUUCUUCUACGUCCGAACCAUCACCGCAUACUUGGACAAAGGUGGCAAAAAUGUCACUGUUCAACUCAACGACACAUCUAAGUUUAUUGAUGAGGGGUCCGAAUGUGGAAAUUCAACAGCCUUAUUGAAGUUCAGUUAUGAAGACACUGCUGGCUUGAAACUGACCAUGAUGUUGGACAUAUCGGACAAGAACACAUCCGAUUGGCAGGUGGAAUCGUUCCAAGUGGGUGUACAGGGACAAGUAUCAGGGGUGGAUUUUACAGGUGACGCCAACAUGAACACUGAGAAAAUGAAGGUCUGGGCUCCAAAGAUUUCUCGUAUCACUGUUCACGUUUACCUGUCGUCAACGCUACAGGCGACAACACCACCACUGUCAACGUCAGCCUCAUUCUUGCAGGCCUUCAACAUCCUGAACAACCAGUUCUCCGACGGCUGGGACUGUAUCCCGUUCUUUACGGAGGGGAUCUGGAUGGGACUUUUGUCCGUCCUUCUUCUUACUCUCAUCCUCUUGUAUGGAUUCACCAUGCUCGCCGACAUCAGGACCAUGGACAAGUUUGAUGAUGCUAAGGGCAAAACCAUCACUGUUAAUGUAUCCGAAUAAUCUUUCAAAUGUCGCUAAUUUCUAUAACUAAAGAUGGUAGGCCUUAAGUAUUUUACGUUCCACUUACUGUAGAUUAUUGUCGUUUUUUGGUAAAUUUCAUGUUUUUGUGAAACAAAAAUUAUCCCUCUGUAUGUAGUCUUGGUAAUUCAAAUUCUGUUAGUUUGUUUGGAGGGGAGUUCAACUUUACAUGAUUACAUUUUGAAACAAAAAUUGUGAACGAGAUACAGAAAUCUUUCGUGUAAAACACCUGGACAGGUUCGGUAAACUAUACGGUCGUUAUCACACCUUGCAGACUUUCUAUUGAUAAGAGUCCUUCAAUUGCAGUUAAAUUUGUCUGGAAAACCCUUGUCUAGAAAACACUUGUAUGGAAAAGUCUUUGAAUUUGUCCUUGGAAAAUUCUUCAAUUUAUGUGUUUUGUGGGCAAAUAGUUACAUAUUUCUAAAAAAUAUUCACAAAAGCAAAUUUUUAGUAUUGCAAUGUAAUUUUGAGCGAUAUAUUGUAUGCAACCAUGUUUUACAAAUUGUUCUACAGUAUUGUUGAUGUAGCUAGAAAUUAGACAACAAUGUAAUCCACAAAUAUUAUUCAUAUUUUUCUGACUUGUUAAAAUAUUUUAAGUGCAUCAAAAAUAUCAACUUUGCAAUUUCAUGAAGAUUAUUAAAUUUGUCGAUGACAAAGCCAAAUUCUUAUAAAACCAACCAACCUCAAUGAAGAUUCAGGGGGGGCCCAAGGAGGGACCUGUUUUCAAAGAUGUUCCAGAUUUUUUGAUUUUUUUUUUAAAGACAUAUGAUAUUACACUAUGAAUGAUCCCUCGGAAAAAAAUUAUUCUGUGAACAUAAUUAUGCUCUCAAUUUCUAAAAAAAAAAAAAAGACAAAAUAUUGCAAAAAUGUUACAUUUUGAGGAUUUUUAUGGUCAAUAUUGACAGUUGAUAGACAUUAUGAUAACAAGCUAUCAGACAAAAACUGCAAUAUCCAACUAUUUCUAGAAUAGACAGGUGAUGCUGCUGAAUUCUGCUGGAUUUAGUAUACAAAUAACAAUGGAUGACAUCGCCAUUGUGUUUUAAAUUCUAAAUCAGAUUUACUGAAUUUCGAAAUAUUUUCUGCAAGGUGUCUCCGAACCUAUGGAGGGCAGUUUCUAUUAUAAUAAACUUUGUUCUAUGUUUUAUAGCUGAAUUUUACCAGUAGUCUGUCACUGGCUGGACUAGUCUUGAACAAAUCCUUGAAUUUAAUGACAGAAAGUCCCAGAAAUGUCUUUGAAUUUGAAAAUGUCUGUAUGAUCCAUGUGAAUUUGAUCAUAUCUGUAUGAGCCAUGAAUCGGUGAAGUGUGUGAUAAAUGUUUGGAAAUUGUUAAAGUGAAAUGUAGUUUCUUCAAUUUUGAUUCAAUCAAAAAAAAAAUUUUUAUAAACUUUUUACAGUUUCUAGAUUAUAGAAUUAUGCUACAUAUCAAUUCUCUUUUCCUUCGAUCUGAAGAGUUGUUGAAAGAAAUCAGAUGAUUGAAUUUCUGUAAACAGGAUAGAUUGAGUUUGAAAAAAUAAAGUCUAUCUUUUGAACAAUA
Molecule: messenger RNA, 2918 nt
Organism: Pecten maximus
Lineage: Eukaryota; Metazoa; Mollusca; Bivalvia; Pectinida; Pectinidae
Product: V-type proton ATPase subunit S1-like
Exons: 9
Coding region: 71-1366 (431 amino acids)
Cellular component (GO): proton-transporting V-type ATPase complex
Source: RefSeq, a predicted model, not a curated record